Aspergillus thermomutatus is the source of this 5244-nucleotide messenger RNA. Its product is annotated as kinesin family protein. Gene Ontology annotation, biological process: mitotic spindle organization; microtubule-based movement. Gene Ontology annotation, molecular function: microtubule motor activity; ATP binding; microtubule binding. Lineage: Eukaryota; Fungi; Ascomycota; Eurotiomycetes; Eurotiales; Aspergillaceae. The transcript has 5 exons. The record is from RefSeq and is a predicted model, not a curated record. Bases 1 to 5244 code for a protein of 1747 amino acids.
AUGACGGUCUCGCCUCCCGGUUCGCCCACGGCUACGCCGCAGCGGCCUUUCAGUGGUAUCAUGCGGACCCCGCGGAGUAACAGCCGUUUGAGUAUGAGCAGUAAACUUGGUGGAGGAAGUCGGGCGUCUGACGAGGAUGGGAAGACAGCGGUCAAAGUCGCGGUCCGGGUACGACCCCCGCUAAAGCCCGCCGAUCCUGGGUACGAAUUGGUUCCGCAACGUUUCCAGCGAUCUAUGGUUCAUGUCAUGUCGCCGACGAGUCUCGCGGUCGAUGUCCCACAAGGUCGGAAGUUGUUCGUGUUUGAUCGAGUCUUUCCUGAAACUACGGAUCAGAAUGGCAUAUGGGAAUAUCUUAGCGACAGCGUGAGCUCGUUUGUCCAAGGCUACAAUGUUUCCAUUUUGGCCUACGGCCAGUCGGGCGCCGGCAAAUCAUACACCAUGGGAACGUCUGGCCCCAGCGAGCAACACGACACACAGUCAAUGGGAAUCAUCCCUCGCGCGGCUCAACUCCUAUUUGAGAAACUGGACGGCCCGGCUAAGCAUCAUCGCAACAGUUCGACUGGUCUUCGCACACCGGCGCGAUACUCGAUCAGCUCUACUUCCAGUUUCGGGCGGGCAACUGCCGAAAAGAACUGGCAAUUGAAAGCCAGCUAUGUGGAAAUCUAUAACGAGCAAUUGCGAGAUCUUCUCCUCCCUGAAUCAACACCUAUGAGUGAUCGCGGCUCGGUAACGAUUCGCGAGGAUGCCAAAGGUCGCAUCAUUCUGACUGGACUGCACCAAGUCAAUAUCAAUUCAUUCGAGGAUCUGAUGAACGCCCUGAGCUUCGGUUCCUCGAUUCGCCAGACUGAUUCCACCGCGAUCAACGCAAAGUCCUCCCGAUCCCACGCAGUCUUCAGUCUAAAUCUUGUCCAACGUAAAUCAACAACCUCAAUUACAUCUCCUAGAGAGAAACGGAUGUCCAUGCCGGUCGAGGUACUUUCCGGCUCGGAUGCUUCCGUCACGGUCGACAGCAAACUGCACUUUGUGGAUCUGGCAGGAAGCGAGCGGCUGAAGAACACCGGUGCUUCCGGGGAACGCGCAAGAGAGGGUAUAUCCAUCAACGCUGGUCUAGCCGCCCUGGGCAAGGUCAUCUCUCAGCUUUCUUCCCGUCAAUCGGGCGCUCAUGUCUCCUACCGCGAUUCGAAGCUCACCCGACUACUCCAAGAUUCCCUCGGCGGCAAUGCUUAUACAUAUAUGAUUGCUUGUGUUACGCCUGCGGAAUUCCACCUCAGUGAAACUCUGAACACUGUCCAAUAUGCCCAGAGAGCGAGGGCUAUCCAGAGCAAGCCACAGAUCCAGCAUAUUGCCGACGAAAGCGACAAGCAUGCAGUGAUUGAGAGGCUCAAGGCGGAAGUUGCUUUCCUGAGACAACAGAUCCGUAUCGCCGAGGACAAUGACCGACGAGGUGCUGCACCGCAAGAGAGGGCUGAGCGUCAGAAUGAGAGGGAGAAGGAGCUUCAGAACCAACUGCUUGACGUACAAGAGAGUUAUAACGCGCUGAGUCAACGCCAUGCCAAACUCAUUUCCGAACUCGCUCGCGAUUCGGAGCACUCUGCCAAUGGAGAGGCAGAUGACGUUGCCUCGGCUGUUGGCAAGAGCUCUGUUGAGCGACUGAAGCGGUCUCACUCUUUUGCCCAAUCCGUCGAACAGGUCGUUCUUGAGUAUGAAAAGACCAUUCAAAGCCUUGAAUCCUCCUUAUCCAACACACGCUCCUCCUUGGCGGUGACCGAGAGCACUCUUUUGGAACGUGAGACCAAAUGCGCCUAUGUCGAGACUGUCAAUGCCCAACUGCAAGCGCGCAUCCAGAAAUUUGUGGACCGUGAGACCAGCACGGAAACCUAUCUGCACGAGCUGGAGUCUCGGCUUGAUGGCCAGUCUUCGGGCGAGGAGAAAUACACCGCUAUCAUUGCGGAGCUACGCAAAGAACUCAGCCGUGCGCGCGAAAGCGAAGCGGGAUGCGAAGAAUACAUUUCGACAUUGGAGGAGCGGCUCGCGGAAGCCGACCAAGACAUGGAGCUUAUGCAGCGAGAGGUUGAGCGCUUGGAACAUGUGAUCGAGCGUCAGCGGAGUCUCGGCAAACUCGAUAGCCUUCUCCAUGAGUUGGACCACAUCCACCAGAAUGGCGCCAAUCACGAGGAAAUCGAGGAAGAACCCGAGUCUCCUUCUGCUGCCUUGAAGAGCACCCGCAAUUCCCGCCAGAGGGCCACCACUUUAGAAGUUUUGACUGAAGCAGCCGAAACGGCGAUUCCUGAAUCAGAUGAGGAUCUCGGAGAAACGGUUCCAGACAUUGAAGAAGAAUCAAGCGGCGAAGCGGCGACAGCUGCCCAGGUUAAUGGCUCUGAUUUGGAGGUUUUGGAAAGGGUAACAAGCCGUUUAGAGUCCGAACCCAAUGCAGAGCCUCGAGCCCAGACACCUAGCCUUACCGAGUCGAAGAUCGUUGCUGAUAAGCUUGAGACCGUCUCCCAAGAGCUCUUCGACCUGCGCCUGCAGCACGAGAACACCGUGAACCAAUAUGAACUGCUGGAGGCCAAAUAUGAAGAGGCAAUCAGGGCUUUAGCCGAACUGAAACAGGACGCUGCGGACGAAGCGCGCCAUCCGGCUUCUGCCGUCCAGGGACUCGUUUCCCCAGUCACAGCCUCUCGACCGGUGUCUUUUUUAGAGGAUGCGAAGGCCCCCGACUCGAAGAGUGGAAAACAACACUCGUUCUCGCAAUCACUCUCCUCGGAAUUUUCCUUGGUCGGGGAGCCUGCUGCUUCGCAAGAACCCUCUAACGGCCAUUCUGAGCCCGCCUCAGAAAUUCAUGAGGACUCGCAGGCGUCCCAAAGUGAGACGAACUCCCUUGAAAUGGAGCACAUGCGUCAGCUGCUCUCUGAGCACCAGGAAGGUGUUCACCUUAUGACCCAAAAGUAUGCCGAGCUGCAGGCCGAGCAUGAAGGUGCCCUUGCUCUGGUAGAGACGCUCAAAGUGGAGCUUCAAAAAUCCAAAUCUGCCUCCCCGCCAACAACCCCGGGCUUCAAGUCGAAUGUCAUCCGAAGGAAAACCAGCCAGAGCCUCAUGUCGACGGUGGAUCGUGCGCAUCGCUCCCUUGCUGCUCUGAGGAACAUCGCAGUAGAACAAUUCGAAGGCCAGCCCGACACAAUGCAGAACUUCGAGGUUCAUCUUGACUCGGCGAUGCAUGAGCUGCACUCGCGCAUGGAACGAAUCCAGUCCUUGGAGGCAGAAAACCAGAGCGUAAAGAAAGAAAUGGAGAUGAAGGCGACGAUCAUUUCUGGCCUCACCCGUGAGAGGUCCAGCUUGCAAGGGGGCACACCUUCCGUCGACAUGGGCCUCGUCUCCCAAUUGCGCGAUCAGGUAGUCCAGCAGGAGAACCUGAUCAACGAGCUCAGGGAGGCACACGAGUCGCGUGAAAAGAAGCUGCUCGCCGAGAUCGCGGAAUUGAAGGAUCUUCUGAAGACUCAGGAGGCAGCUGCCAAAGCCCAAGAUGCGCAUGCGGAAGAGCAAGACAAGAAGAUCGACGACCUUGAAGGCGAAUUGGCGGAGUGGAAGAGCAAGCAUCAGAACGCCUUUGAAUCCUUGCAGGCUUCCGAGCAGCAACUCAGUGCCACCUUGGCUGACUUGGAUAAGGCCCUGGCAACUGCAGAUGCCAUGCGCUCAGAGCGUGCUGCUGUGGACGAGACCUCUGCCGCGAAGGAGGCUGCUGCCAGAGAGCUGGAGAUCGAGAGAUCACAGCAGCAAAAGCUGGUUGAGAGCUUGAAGAAGAAGAUCGAAGAGCACGAGGCUACCGCCGCUGCCCAUCUCGAGAAGAUUGCUUCUCUCGAGCAAUCGCACAAGACGGCGCAGGGGCAGCUGUCAGAUCUCGUCGCGACCAAUGACAGUACCAGCACUGAGGUUGAAGGGUUCCAGUCGCGUGUGUCUGAACUGGAGCGGGAGGUUGAGCUCCACAAGUCGACUGCUGAUUCUCACAGGAGGGACCUCGAGUCUUUGCAAGAAUCACACAAGAAGGAAUUGGCGGAACUUGAGGCGCGUGCUACCGCGGCGGCGCAGGCUGAGUAUGACUCGCGGAUUUCAGAGAAGAGCGCCGAACACGAAGCUGCGAUGAAGAGUCUGAGAUCUGAAAUUGAGACAUCACGUAAUGAGCUGUUGCAACUGCUUAAGGUAGUUUCGCAACUGAUCCAUUCCGAUGUCACCGCGGACAACCUCGCAGACCAGAUCCAGGAUAUCCUCACGCAAAAGCAACACUUUUCCGACAAGUAUGCCGAGCUGAUAGAUGCGAACGAAGAUCUUCGCAAGCAGCUCGAAGCUAAGGACAGCGAGGCCAACAAGUUGGAAGAGCUUACCCAGCGCGAGGCGGCCAAGGAUGCGAAGGUGAACGAGCUUGCCAUUCUCGUCGCCACGCUUGAAGAUACCCUUCAGCGUAAGGACGAACAGGUCAAGAAGAAGGAUGCGCUCAUCGAGGAGAUCACCGCCGAGAAAGAAAAGAGCCUGCGUCUGGUGGAGGAACUCGAGGAACAGAUCACCAACAGCUUCGACCAGCACCACAACCGGCUCUCCGUCAUCCAGCAAGAGCGCGAUCAGGCCUUGGAAGACGCCAAGGUCAAGAUCGCGACGUAUGAGAAAGAGAUUGAGACCUAUCGCGUGCGGAUUGAACAGCUCGAGCUUCAAAUCAAGAAUGGUACCAGUCAGGAUGGUUCGCAUGACCGCAGCAGCUCUUUGACCUCGAAUCUUCGGAAGAGUUCAUCGGCAGCCUCUCUUCCCUCGCCGCCACCUGCCAUUCCCCUCCCGCCCCUGCCGACUAUACCGUCUGCCACCAACGGUAGUGUCUCUCCUCCAAGCUCUCGCCACACCAGCAAAGAACUGGUCAGUGUGCAGAUUGUCGAAGACCAGGAGGCCCGUAUCCGCACGAUAGAAAAACACCUCAAUGCGGAGAAGCAACUGACUGCCACGUUGGAAGAAGCUCUGGGCGACCUUGAAGCGCAGAGCAACAAGGUCAAGACCGACUGCGAGGCCUGGAAGAAGAAGGCAUGGCAACUGGAGGAGGAGUUGACGACCCUCCGCAAGGAGCGCAACUCGCAGCGCCUCUCGCUUCAGGCCGUCGAGGAAGAACGCAAUGCCCGCCGCGAAGCCGAGGCUGCUCGAGCCCAGCUUGAAGAGCGGAUGAAUGCGCUGAACAAGAAGAAGAAGAAGAGCACGCUCAAUUGUUUUUAA